This is a messenger RNA of Lotus japonicus, 1709 nucleotides long. RefSeq lists its product as uncharacterized. The record is from RefSeq and is a predicted model, not a curated record. NCBI's taxonomy places the organism in Eukaryota, Viridiplantae, Streptophyta, Magnoliopsida, Fabales, Fabaceae. The transcript has a single exon. Bases 214 to 1494 code for a protein of 426 amino acids.
AUUUUUUUUCCUUCAUCUCUCACUUUUUAGAUAUAUCACAUGAUGCAUUAUCUUCAUUAUUCUCUCUAUAUGGCUCUAUAAAGACAACGGUGUGGUGUUCCAAACAUUUUUCCUUCUCAAUUAGUAUCACUUUUCAGUUUUUCCCAUUAUAUAUUUAUUGGGUCAGUUGGGUGCACCGUUCUUCAUCCCUCACUCACUCACUAGCUAUAUACCAUGCCAUCUCCACCACCAAGUGAAUACCUACAAGACCUCAUAGAGCGAGCUCGACCCUUCCUCCGUGGCGAGCUCGCCUCCAUCGACAAGGACCUACCUUCGCUGGUCGCAGUCCUGCAAUCCGCCGGCGCCGGCGAGUGCUGGCACAAGCACGGCAGCUUCCUCCAACACCUCCUCGACAUCCACCGCAUCCUCCACCUCUGGAAAGCCCCUCGCUCCGUCUCCCUCUGCGGCCUCUUCCACUCCGCUUACUCCAACUCCUACGUCAACCUCGCCAUCUUCGACCCUUCAACUUCCCGCGACAUCGUCCGCCGCCACGUCGGCCACCAAGCCGAGCGCUUGGUUCACUUGUUCUGCGUCGUGCCCCGCCAGCAACUCAUCCACGAUGACCUCCUCUUCCACUACUCCGAUCCCGAGCUUCUCCAACACCUUCACCAGUCGGAGAAAUCUUUAACAGUUGCAUUAGAUGAAGAUGAAGAUGAAUCUUCGGAUUGGAGGAAGAAAUUGCAGGCUCUUCUUCCUGCUGAGGGGAUCCAUGUGAAGCAUAUUCGCACUGGUGAAGAUGUGUGUCUCUCGAGGAGAGUGGUGGCGGUGUUCCUCAUGAUGACCAUGGCGGAUUUCUGUGACCAGCUCUUUGGUUUCCAGGACAUUCUGUUUGAUAACGUCAAUGGCCGCCUCGAGUUUUCCGGCAACAAUUUUGGGGCUCUUUGGCCGGGAGAUGGUAAGCCAGGUCUGUGGUUGAAUUCAAUUUCAAGGAUGGGGGCAUUGUACAAUUUGAUUGUGAGAGAGGAAGAGAUUUUCAUGGAAGAGAGGAAGAAAAGGGAAGGGUUUGGUCAUGAUUAUCAUGAUCAUGAGAGGGAUGAAGAAAUUGAGCUUGUGAUUCCACCUGUUUUUGAUAACUGUAAGAAAGUUUUGGAUGCAGGGGAUCAGAUAGUUGCUAGGGAUUUGUAUUGGGAAGCUGUUUGUGAUGUGAAAAAAAACCCAUUUGAAGAAUUGGGGAGGGUGGAGGAGUUGUUGUUAGCGUCUAUUGAGAAGAACCCCUUUGUUGGGGAGCCAUAUGUGGUGUUGAGUCAGGUUUAUUUGGUGAGUGGUAGAUUUGAAGAGGCUGAGAGAGAAGCAGAGAGAGGGCUGAGGCUUCUGUUGGAAUGGGGGUGUCCCUGGGACAAGAGAACUUCUUGGGAAGGGUGGGUUGCAUGGACAAGAGUGUUGUUGAUGAAGGCAAGGGAGAAAUCUUGGCCUCAAACUUCAUGGGGUAUCCUAAAUUUGGGACUUGUGAAGUAACUAGUCUGUAUGGAAAAUAUUGGGUAGACACUCAACUAUGUAGACAUGCAGGGAGAGAAAUGGAAAUAAAUAAUGAUGUAAUAUAUGAUCUGAUAAGCGAGAAAGAUGGAGAGAAAAAUUAGGUAUAUGUGAGGUGUUGGAACCGCUUGGAUGUGUGUUCAUCUAUAAUAACUAUUGAUAUAUAUGGCUUUGAAAUGACCAAGUACUCAGCUAAA